Molecule: messenger RNA, 5388 nt
Organism: Mya arenaria
Lineage: Eukaryota; Metazoa; Mollusca; Bivalvia; Myida; Myidae
Product: nuclear hormone receptor HR96-like
Exons: 10
Coding region: 103-2817 (904 amino acids)
Biological process (GO): cell differentiation; positive regulation of transcription by RNA polymerase II; hormone-mediated signaling pathway
Molecular function (GO): RNA polymerase II cis-regulatory region sequence-specific DNA binding; zinc ion binding; nuclear receptor activity
Source: RefSeq, a predicted model, not a curated record
UUGUCAACAAAAAUGCACGGUAAUGCAGAGUUUCACUUCUAAAUUAGAACAACGCCAACACUAAUAGAAUCUUAGAUGACACGUUGAAACAUAUAAGGCAAAAUGUCUAAUAAAACUAUCAGGACAGUACUUGCCUCUAAAGAGCAACCAUCUAUUGCCACUUACUCCAAGAUGCCUCCAAAGCUAAAUCCAGAUGUGCAAGAUGCAUUGCGGAACAGGAAAACCUUGACCCCAUCUGCAGUGUCAGUGAAUUUUCAAGGGACAACACAAAAUGAGAAAAAGCCUGUAUUUACAACAGCUAUUUAUGUGGGAAGUAAAACUUUGUCUGAUAAACCAAAGUCAGGUGGAUCAGUUAAAGCUGCCAAUCAGAAUGCUGGAAAUAUUCAGAAAACAAAGGAGCCAAUAGAAAUGGAGAAAAGGCAGAAGUCAGGAUCUGGUGUGGUGGCAGGAUCGGAUGAAUCGUCCAAUGGGAUUAAACUUGUUGGAUUUAAAAUGAUGAAUGAGUCUGACACAGGGCAAACAGAUGCAUGGAAAUCUAAGUCAUGGACAGCCUCGAAGCUGCCACCAUGUCGUGUCUGUGGAGAUGACACCUCACCCCGGGGCCUUCACUAUGGCGUUAACACGUGUGAGGCAUGCAAGGCAUUCUUCAGACGAACAUUAAAACGUGAGAAUCAGGACUACCAGUGUACAUGUCCACCGGAAGAGAAACGGCUUGGAACUGACAUCGCCAGAAAGUUCUCCUGUCCGAAAUGUCGCUACGAGCGUUGUAUUAAACUCGGCAUGUCAAAGGAUGCCAUAAAGAUCGGGCGGUACACAAUUGGCAGAAAGCGACAGAACGAUCAGGAAGUCAAGACUCAUGAACAGAGAAAGGAAAGACUGAACAGUGAAAGCUCAAAGAGUUCUGGGUCUCCAUAUAGCACAGGGCAAUCGGUGAGCUCGCCUGAAGAAGUAGCAAGUGACAUUGACAAUUUGACCUUAAAGGACCCUAAACCUGUGCCAGCGCGGAGCGUUAAGAAGUUGCGACGGUCGGACGGCAAUGAUCCAGAGACUGGUAUGCUCUACAGAUCCAUGACAAACAUCAUAUUCCACUCACUUCUUAAAAAUCAGACUGAUAUGACACCAGCAACUCCAAAAGAUGACUCUGAAACAACACCAAUGGAAAAACUUUUUAUGGAGCCGUUUGACCUACAGGCUGUUUCUAUGUCCAUAUCCAAUUCAGAUCAUGGGACGUCACAGUUUCAGUUUUCAUCGUCCACGAGCAUCCCUGACUCACUCAUGCCACAGACAUUUAAUGUCACUCUUAAUUCACCAUUUUCUGGGAUGGGGGAGAGUAACACUCUCGACUCAGUAGAUUAUCUAAUGAAAUCACCAGAAAAUUUGGGAGCAGUUGAAUUAUCACCAAUUGAGAACCUUUUAAUGUCACCUCCCUCCGUUUCCAUGACAACUAAUGGCAACACUGUACAAAUCUCUGGUCCGGCUUACACAUCAAGUCAAAGUCAAUCUGAUGCCUCUCCAAUUGAAAGUCUCCUAAUGUCACCUCCGUCAGACAGUUCGCCAGGCAGUGUUGCGAUGCCUUCACCAUCCGUAAGUUUCCCUGACAGCGGCUUUUCUCAAUCAAGCUUCUCCCCACAGAGCCAGAGCGAACCCUCAACAAUGGACAGUUUGCUUGUAUCCCCUCUCUCUGCUCCCACUUCUGACAAAAUACACGCUUUUGCGGAACAAAGCUAUGCCCAAAAAGAACAAUCGGUCCCUUCAAUGUGGGAGCAGGAUGAAAAACAGGUAAAUGGGGAUCAGAGUCUUCAUGAAGAGGGUGAAGUUACGUGUGAUGGGAAUUUUACCCUGAAACAAAACUGUGGAAUGACUUGUGAUUCGAAUACCUACGAGUGUGAUCUUUUUGAUGAUGUUUAUCUGCAGAACUUUUUUCCUAGAAAUGAAGAUGCCCUAGAGCAUGAACUUGAAUUCGGGAAGGGUUUUGAGAUGUACCAGGAUUUUUAUGAUAAUGAUUUCAGUGUGGAUGAAAUGGAAGGAAUUAUUAAGAAAUUAACGGAACUUGCGAUUUCACAGAUAACCAAGUUUGAGAUGUUGACAUGCUCCGAAAUCAAGCAGAGACAUAAAGCUUACCUUGAGCAGUACAACGCCAAGUUAAGUAUGUUUGGACAGAUGAAGAUCUCAACAGAGGAAUAUAUGUCAUUCUACAACCAAACAGGAAUAGAUAUCGAUAAUCGGCAGCAGUUGGUGAUUGAAUGUCUUAAGUAUUUUGAAACGACCAUCAACAACAUGGUCAAGUUUUCCCGCGGAAUCCCAGGCUUCAACGACCUUGACAUCAAUGAUCAAGCACUGCUUCUUAAAACAUCAAGAUUUGAGCAUGACAUGUUAAAGUUUGGCGGCCAGAAGUGCAUCCUGUCUUCAUUGAAUGUUGCCACACUACCAUGGGACAAGGAAUACCACGUUGAAGAAAUAAUGAAGGUUUUGCCACCCAACUACUGUAAGCAAAAAAUGGAGGCAGCCUCACGUGUAAACGCCUUGCAGUUGACUGUGGAGGAGACAUGUGUCGCCAGGGCCCUUGUCAUAACUUAUCCAGAUCGAAUAAAUCUGAAGGAUCGUGACAAAGUUGAGGCCAUUCAGAGCAAACUAUGUAAAUGUUUGAAGUAUCUGACCAACAAGCGCCCGGACCCCUUUGACCUUAAUAGCCUGAUUUCCGUGGUAAUGGAACUACGUCACCUGGCAGCAUGGGACUUGAAAAAUUUGCAGGACAUAUUUGAAGUCUGGCCCGUAGCAGGGAACCAUCAGCUCGUUAAGGAGUUUGUCACAUUCUAGUUACAGGGACAGUGCUGAAAAACCUUUGUCAAUUUGUUAUCAUGUGUCAAUUAAUUUGUCAUGAGUUUUUAUUGUUUGAUUUUGUGUUACUUUAUCUUCAUUAUUGUUGACACUUCAUGGAAAAUUGAUUCAAGUUAGCACAGUGUGUGUUUUUAAAAUGGAAUUCCCUAUUUUACAAUAUUUCAAAUUCAAAAUACUUCUUAGUAUUAUUUGUUGCGAUUUAAUUUUAGAUAUUUUUAGAUAUACUUGGCCAAAGAUCAGAGAGUGCAGUAAAACUGUUGUAGCUUUUUAUAACUCCUUUGUGUUGUUAAGAGGUGGAAAUUACAGUCUAAGAGAGACAAUCUGUACUCAGAGAGUGUUUUUUGUUUUCUCCCUUUUCAUUGUUAAACUGUGUUGAUUGAAUCUUGACGAUUUCUUCAUUUAUUUAUUUAUUACCCAAUGUUUUCUAAACAGUGUCCUUAAACACCUGCAUUUUUAGCUUACACAAACACAAUAUGUUCAAAGUGAUCUAUCAGUAUGUUGUAUAUUACCCAUACAUACAUACAUGGUCUGGAUCAAAAUGGCCCCUAAAAGCCAUGCAUAGGUCUUCAUGGGCCUCUUGUUUUCUACAUAUCAAACUCUUUCUUAUGAUACAAAAUAAUACUGGGUCACCAGGCAGCCAAUUUCUCUGUAUUGUACAUCUGAUUGCUUACACUUGGAACUUGAUUAUUAUGUUCACUAGAUUGUUGCUGUUGUUGUUCGUUAUUAAAGGCAGUCAACUUCAUUUUAUUAAAAAAAAUAUUAAUAAAGAUAUGAUAAAAAGAAGUAUCACAAAAAUACAAAAAAAAAUAUUCAAAAUUGGCCAAAUUCAACCUAUAGAACAAGUUAAGAAAUGAGUGUGUUAAAUUGCUGGCUUAGAUCAAAAUGAUUUGGUUCUAGUACAUACAGUUCAUGCAGGAUGUCCAUUCUAAAAAUGAAACGGGCAUUCUGAAUGGAGAUUUUGAAAAAAAUGUGUUCCAUUUUUGUUGCUUUAUUUUGCAAUUUUCUUAAAGCUUGAGCACUGAUUAUGUUAUAAAUAUAUGGUACAAGAAGUGUAUCACUAAUUUGUAUUUUAUAAGUUUUAUACAAACAUUUGUGCUUGGCUGCCUUUAAGCUGUUUUUUUUAAAUAUUUUAUAGAUUGUUUAUAUAUUAAAAGUUUCUACUUUAAAGCAUUCUAUCAAUGUCAGAAAUGUAGCUGUGAUUUAGAAUGAAACUGCAUGUACAUAUUUUGUUUUUGAUCUCCGCUUUUAAUUGUUUGUUUUUUUAAGAUAAAAAGUCAACAUAUUGUGACAUGUUGUGUCGUUGACAUGUUAGUGUUGGUAGCUUGAGCAUCUUCAUGCAAACACUUUAAUCAUGGCCCAACCAUUUAAAACAAUAAAUGGUAUUCACAUGAAACUUAGUACAAAUGUUGCCAGUAACAAAAUUCAAACUUGUAGCAAGGCCCAUAACUCCUGCUUUAAUGAUUGUUGAGUUAUGUCCCUUUUUUAUUUUACUAAACAGUCAACAACAGACUUGCUUUGGUAACCAUUCAUAAUGCUUUUGGUAAUAACAAGUUUGAUAUCUCAAGAGAAUUGUUUUAUUUAGAAAAAUUAUCAAAGCGCUGUAAUACAAUGAACAUGUAUUUUGGGAAAAAAUUUCUUAGUUAAAUAGAUUAUAUCCCUAUUAAAGCAAAAUAUUGACUGUUGUUCUAUUUCUGUAUUUUUGUUGUGUUCAAGAAAAAUACAGUAGAUGUAUGUUAAUAAAACUGGUAAAUGUAUUAAUAUAUGUAUGACGUGUUUUGAGUAGGUGAGGGCUAUUCCAGUAAAACAUAUAACCCUGGGGGGGAUGGCAAUUAUUUAAAUAGAUUAUAGGUAGGUGUUUUUUUCCGCUUAUUUGGACCCCACAAGGGUAAAUUUGCUUCAGUAGGGGGGUGGCAUAAUUUAAAAGUGCCUUCCCUCCGGGGGGUUAUAUGUUUAAAUGGAAUAGGCCUGACAGUAAUCAAGUGGUACAGGUGUUUGUCUCACCCAAGAGGUUGUGGGUUUUACCUCCACUGGGGGAUCCUUCUCAUAACUACUCCAAAAUGGACACCAAUACUGGAUUUACUUUCCAGGAAUCAGACUCAUGGGUGCUUUAUAAGCUUUAGUCAAAAUUGAGAUAAAAAAAUCAGUAUAAACUAAUUGCGUUAAUAGAUUGUUGUUUAGCUCGUCUAUUUAAAGAAUAAGGAAGCUUGACUCGAUGUCUGGUUACUGUUUUAGGGCAAGUUGGCAUUUUCACUCUCAACUCCAAUACCCUUCAUUUAAUUCACCUAAUACUUCAAACAGUUGUAUAGGAUCAUCACACAAUUAGGUUUCAUAUUUCCAUAUUAUCUUUAAUACAAAUUAUGGCCCCUGAUUGAUUAGGUUAAAGUUUAAGGGCACAUUGUGUCCCGUUUAAGUUUAAGGGCAAGUUUGAAUUUUCACUAAUUACCCAUAUACCUUUCAUUCAAUUGGCUUAAUACUUCACACAGUUGUAAUACUUAACAGAGUUGUUCGCGGCUAUCACACAAUUAGGUUACAUAUCUCCAUAUUAAACAU